UCACCAAAAAUGAGUGCCAGUCUCAUCGAUUUCUCUUUCUCAUACAUGCUCUAUUUGUCCAUUUAGGAUCAACCCUGGUUAGAAAGUUUCUGGCUUUUGCUGAUAUCUCAAAAAGUAAAGCAAUAUAUAAUCUUCAUACGCGUUAAGGCCUACCCUUUUUCUCUCUUCCAUUCAUUUUCUUUUUCUUUCUUUCUUUCUUCCAAUGGUUUUGCUUUGAAUUCAAAAACCGCAAAGAAAGCAACGAUUUUGAAUGGAGGAAGGGUACUCCAGAAGCAAGUUCAAGACGCUGUGUGUCUUCUGUGGCAGCAACUCUGGCAACAGGCAGGUUUUCAGUGACGCUGCGAUUCAAUUGGGCAAUGAACUGGUUAAGAGGAACAUAGACUUGGUGUAUGGUGGGGGAAGUGUUGGGCUAAUGGGCUUAAUAUCCCAGAGAGUGUAUGAUGGAGGCUGCCAUGUUCUAGGGAUCAUUCCAAAAGUUCUCAUGCCUCUUGAGAUAUCUGGUGAAACAGUAGGUGAAGUGAGAAUUGUCUCAGAUAUGCACGAGCGUAAAGCUGCAAUGGCUCAAGAAGCUGAUGCAUUUGUUGCUCUCCCUGGAGGAUAUGGUACCAUGGAAGAGCUGUUGGAGAUGAUAACUUGGGCCCAACUUGGAAUUCAUAAAAAACCGGUUGGUCUACUGAAUGUGGACGGUUACUAUAACUGUUUGCUUGCAUUAUUUGACAAUGGUGUUAAAGAAGGCUUUAUCAAGCCUGGUGCACGGAAUAUAGUCGUCUCUGCUUCUUCAGCCAAAGAACUUAUGAUGAAGAUGGAGUAUUACACUCCUUCACAUGAACAUGUUGCCCCUCAUGAGAGCUGGCAGAUGAAGCAAUUAGGUAAUUAUCCAGGACGAGAGAAUGCAGAGUGAGACUGUUAUUGAUGGGAGGUUUUUCUCCAAAAUUGAUUUAUGAUGUGAUUCUUCAUCAUUUGAGAUGUAUACAAAAACCUGCUUAGAUGGGGCCAUAUGUUGUUUGUUACCGUGUACUACUUUGUCUUUAUGACUGGAAUUCUAAUAUCUAUGCUUUGCUGCUUUC
Abrus precatorius (Indian licorice) is the source of this 1067-nucleotide messenger RNA. Its product is annotated as cytokinin riboside 5'-monophosphate phosphoribohydrolase LOG8. The transcript is spliced from 7 exons. The record is from RefSeq and is a predicted model, not a curated record. Gene Ontology annotation, cellular component: cytosol; nucleus. Bases 251 to 901 code for a protein of 216 amino acids. Gene Ontology annotation, molecular function: hydrolase activity, hydrolyzing N-glycosyl compounds. Gene Ontology annotation, biological process: cytokinin biosynthetic process. Lineage: Eukaryota; Viridiplantae; Streptophyta; Magnoliopsida; Fabales; Fabaceae.